UAUUUCCAGACCGUUAUAAAAGCCCAAGUAUCAGCACUGUUCCAGCAGAGACUUGAUCUUGUGAUUUAAGUAACAACACCAAGAUGUGGAAAAUUUCUUUGCUUUUGGUCCUAGCUAUUGGUUGCAUUUGCGUGGCUAGCCAGGAGACGACGGUCUCCCCGCGCAACCGUGACAUUUGCCGACGCCAGAACACCAGAUGUGUACGCAAUCAGGAGCGACUGGGAACUACCAACGAUGUCACCACUGCCUUUAACAACCAGUGCCGAAGGAGUAACCGUUCUUGGAGCGAAGUCACCCGCUGCCAGUUGGCUGACGCGACCUGCCAAUUGACUUUGGAGCGCUGUAGGACACUCUCCUGUAACAAUGUGCGAAGAGCUCUUCAGUCUGGUCCAACGAAUCCUACUCCUCGUACUCGCACCACACGCCGCCCGACGCGCACUCCCCGACCCACCCGUUCUUCUCGCCCCACGCGCACUCCUCGCACUCGUCGUCCUACCCGCACCACACGCAGACCUCCCACAGAGCCCGUCGAAUAAAAUACAUGGUUUUGGAAACACAGGAAAACUCUCCACAUGAAUAUCAAUAAAAAACACUUCAAUGCUCUCUAA
Drosophila guanche is the source of this 608-nucleotide messenger RNA. RefSeq lists its product as uncharacterized. The record is from RefSeq and is a predicted model, not a curated record. The transcript is spliced from 3 exons. The coding region runs from base 84 to 536 and encodes 150 amino acids. NCBI's taxonomy places the organism in Eukaryota, Metazoa, Arthropoda, Insecta, Diptera, Drosophilidae.